UUCGUACUCGAGCGGGUUGGAUGCAUUUUGAUCGAAAUCCGUGCGUCGCGUCCGUGAGUGGUCUUGAGUUUUUUGUGCUGCUUUCAGCGUUUUUUCCCUCUCAUUUUGGAAGCGAGAUUUGUGAGACGGAAUAAGCCGUGAACGUGUACCCCCAAUGGGAUCGUGAUCGUUUGUUUUGUGAUCGUGUUGAUCUCGCACUCGGCACUGAAGAAGUAGAAGGCAAUUAUGGGCACAAAGAAGCAAUGAAAUGAUCUAACUCGUUUGAAGAGUGGAACCUACUUGGAAUAGAAGUGAAACGGUACAGUGAGAUAGCUAUUAAAUGAUUAUCUUGCCCCUCUGUCUGGUUUGAUCGGAUUGGAAAAGUUGAAAGACGCGCUCCGGCAAGAUGAUCAAGUUUCGUUACAAGCGGAAAGAUGCUUCUGCUGCUGCUACUGCUACUACCGGUACCGCGACGCCGACAACGGCAGCAAGUGGUACCAACGUAACAUCCACCAGCAAUGUCGUCUCGUCGACAAGCAGCUCCUCUAUCACACCUCCCCACUAUCUGCAACCUGCUUCGUGUGCAACGUUACCAAAAACUACCACCUCUAGAAAUGCCAUCAAUAGUCAAACUGCCCUGGGCGGUCAGUACCACCCAUAUUGUGAUAUCAACAGCUACAGUCCAAAUAAGCUGAGUGCUUCCACCUACUGCCUUAGCAAUGAGUCCUAUCAUGAAGUCAUAAACCGCAUGAAGACUGAAAGCGUGCACCAGCAGCACUACGAGUACAUGUCCUGCAUCAAUUCGGUUGUUGAACUUUUCUCCCAGCUGCAGACGAGUUCGGAACCGGCUCUCUGUCCGGAACCGUUGCGACGAGCGUUGGCCAGCGGUCCACUGGCCGGACGACGCUUCCCGCUAGGAUGUCUCGGUGACGCAGCCGAAUGUUUCGAGCUGCUGCUGCACCGGGUCCAUCAGCAUCUGUCUGCGAGCGAUGGGGACAGCUGCGAUGCGCCGCAGUGUGUGGCCCAUCAGCGGUUCGCCAUGCGCGUUGUGGAGCAAAGUGUGUGCGAAUGCGGUGCCAACUCGGAGCAGCUUCCGUUUACGCAGAUGGUACAUUACGUGUCCGCUUCGGCACUCACCUCCCAGAGCAGCCUAUCAGCGGCCAACCAACAGCCAAUCACCUUUGGCCAACUGCUGCGCAACGCCGGCAACAUGGGCGACAUUCGGGACUGUCCGAAUGCCUGCGGAGCCAAGAUCGGAAUACGUCGCGCCUUGCUUAAUCGACCGGAUGUCGUAUCGAUCGGCGUGGUUUGGGACUCGGAACGUCCAGCUGCCGAUCAGGUGCACUCGGUGCUGAAAUCCGUCGGAACCUCACUUCGUCUCUGUGACGUCUUCCACCAGGUGUCGGAUCAACGAUGGUCUCAAACCGUAAGCCACGAACUGGUCGGAGUGGUAUCCUACUACGGUAAACACUAUACGACGUUCUUCUUCCACACCAAACUCCGCGUGUGGGUGUACUUUGACGAUGCCAACGUCAAAGAGGUCGGUCCCAACUGGGAAGGUGUGGUGGACAAAUGCUCCCGAGGUCGCUACCAGCCUCUGCUUCUGCUCUACGCACUGCCACAACCUCAGGCACAGCCACAGCAGGUUACUGCACAGGAACUUGCCGCAAUGCAGCAAGCUCAACACCGGAGAGCAGUAACUCCCAGUCCCGAGAAAGCUCCCAUCGGAUCACAGAACCGCAGAGCCAUCACACCUACCCCGAACAGAGCAGUGUCCGUAUGUGACUACCAGAACUUGAGCGUCAUCCAGAGCAAAAUCUUCCCCAACGAAGAGAAGGAAAACUACAUCAGCCGCAAAGCGGUUCAAAAUGUCCUCAACGCUCAGCAGUAUCAAAAUCUCUCGGUAAUUCAGGACAAGAUUUUCCAACAGCAGCAGGAUUCCGAGAAGGAUCAAGUCGGCUACAUUUCCAAGAAUGCUUUGAAUGCUCAAAUGCGUAAGCAGCCCAUGAAUCUCCAUCGAAGCCUAAGCGCCGAAUCCGGUCAGGUAUCUCCUCCUUCAUCUUCCACCUCAUCCCCAGAUGGUCUAUCAAUUCCGGACCAUCUCAACCAACCACGCCGACGAGAUUCAGGCAACUGGAGUGGCGAUCGCAACUCUGCCUCGUCUUCCUCAUCAACAACCCUCGACAACCCCUAUCUCUAUCUGGUCGGCAAACGUAACGGCAGCGUGCCAGCAAGUCCAACACGCCAGGGUCAGUUCUACGAUGCCGGAUACGACUCCUACUCUCUAUCCUCGACCGAUUCCUUCCCUCCAAAGCACCCCAUUAACGGAAACAACAUGCAUCUCGCAAAGAUUCCCGAGUCCGUUGUUCUCAGCGGUGAUUGCGAGAAGCUGUGCAUGGAAGCGGAUCAACUGUUGGAAAAGUCUCGCAUUCUAGAGGACGCACAUGACUUGGAAACGGCUUUGGUAUUAUGUAAUGCCGCUGCCAGCAAGGCUCGUGCCGCCAUGGACGCACCCUACAGUAAUCCACACACAAUGACAUUCGCACGAAUGAAGCACAACACGUGCGUCAUGCGAGCCCGAUCGCUACAUCGGAGGAUUCUCAUCGAAAAGGGUGGCGAGAUCAUCAAGGAACAACAUCAGCAACAACAACAGUUGGCUUACAACCUGGCUGGAAUCGGCACCGGUGGAAUCGCUCACCGAAGGCAGAACAGCAAGGAGAAGCUGCUUAGUAACGGACGACAGAACAGCAAAGAGAUGCUGCAGGAAACAAAUGGAUCCACGUUGACGCGAAGCUCACCGUCGAAGAGUAUCGAGAUCUAUGCGACGCUUCCGAAGAAGAAGGUGACUCUUAAGCUGAUUGAAGCGGAGAACAUUGAAGACGUCGUGCAAGGAACGGUGGACGUCAAACCAGAACGGGAGAGCCGCUCGUUGUUCGGGCGAAGUAAGGAUUCCAAGGAGAAGCGGAGUCGAAGUGAAGAUCGCAACAAAAUUAACAGGGACUUUCAAUUGGCCGACGCGUCGUUGGUCAACGCAAAAGAUACUCUCAAGAAGCACAAGGAAGAGAAAGAGACCGAUAAGAAGGAUAAAGAUGCCAAGGCUGGCAAGAAACAACACAAGAUUCGACGAAAGUUGCUGAUGGGUGGAUUGAUCAGGAGGAAGAACCGUUCGAUGCCUGAUUUGACGGAAGGAGCUGGAGCGACUAAUGAUCCGACUAACGGUGUUAUUCCACCGAUCAAGCAAAUGGUGUCGAUCGACGACAGCACUGUUGGAUUGAGUCUGGCGAAGGAUUCGGCCAACAGCGGGUAUCUGUCGGAAGGACACUUCGACUAUCAGGUAUCCAACACCAACCCGAACUUGGAGCGCAGUAAAUUGAUGCGCAAGAGUUUCCACGGCAGUGGAAAAACGCUUACAAUCCCGAAAGUGCCACCACCGCCACCCGUACGGGUGGGUUCCUCAUUAACCGCUCAACAACUUCAGCAGCAACAGUGUCAAACGCAGCAAAUGUUGCAAGUACAAAAGCUUCCGCUUAACGGUGCCAAUCUUCGCCACCUGGAGUUCCAGGAAAGUCAUCCACCGGCAUCACCGCUGGAGCCCUACCACAAGGCGAACGUCUCCAACCUAUCUAACAUGAGCUCAAACACCAGCAUGAGCGAAGAUUCCUGCCAAACGAUCAUUACAACCUGUGCCGUGGUUCAUCAAGAACAGUCCCCCAUGAAGCCGCAAGAUCAGCAGCCCUAUUCAUCAUCAGCUUCAGUCGAUGAAGUUGACUCGAUUGUCAAAUACAAUAGCACAAGUAACAAUAGCAAUAGCAAUAGUCACAAUGCACCAACAGCGGGCACCGGUAGCAUGGAGUUGCCUCCCUAUCCAAGUCCACCUUCAACCACGUGCCAUUCGCGUCAGGCUAGCGAAGAUUUCCCUCCGCCACCACCGGCGAUCGACUUUGAACCACUUAACGAGCAGCUAAGUGAAAUUCAAAGCCUCCAGCAGCAGCAACAUCAGGGAAAGAGUACGCAGCCAAUUCACCAACAGCACUUCCAUGUUCAGAACACAACCAGCAUACUAGCACAGCUGCAAGCCAAGCAGCACCAGUUGAUGAUGAUGAAUAAGCUGCGAGAACAGCAGCAACAACAACAACAACAACAACAACAGAACAACAUCGCCAACAAUCCUAUCAGCGCUAGUGAGAUCCUGAACGAGACUACCCGAUCGGAGAUCUGGCUCAAGGAACUUCAAGCUAAGCAGAUUGCACUCAAGCAACAGCAACAGCAGCAAAAUCAGCCACAAUCACAUCAGCAGCAACAACAGCAACAUAUUAUGCAACCCAAUAAUGAUCAGCGAAGUGUACGAGACCUGGCGUCCCGAUUUGAGCAGAUCAAGCUGGCACCCAUGCAGCAACAACCACAGCCCCAACCGAGCACAGCUCCGUCGACCAUUCGUCCGUAUCCGAGCCAAGAGCUGCUGAACGGAGCAGUGAAACAGACACUGCCGCAGCCAGGACCGCAACUACCGAACGUUCGGACCGGAAUGAGCGGUCUUCUGACGGAUCAGAAGCAGAAGCAAUCCCUUAUGGCCAUGCUGUCGGAUGCUAGUUCUAGUGCCGCUGGUGUGGACGAGGUAGACUGCAUAGCAGCUUACAAGAUGCUUCCCAAGCCACGGUAUGACAUUGCCCAAGCGCAAAUUCAGGAAGAGAUUCGCGAGGUUGAAAUGUUGAACCAGGUGGUGCAACAAACGUUGAAUAACUCUACUGGUGGCAAUACGAACACAACCAGCAAGAGAACUAAGAAGAAGAGCGUUUCGUUCUGCGAUCAGGUUAUCCUGGUUGCAACUGCUGAUGACGGCGAAGAGGAUGACUUCAUCCCGAAUCCGAUACUGGAAAGGGUGCUGAGGACGGCUGGUACCGGUAGUAGCGAUUCCGAGGAGAGGCAAGGACAAAACUCUCCACAACCUGUACUCUCAACUAGUAUUACAUAUCACCCGAUCAAAACACCGGCAGGCGGCCAGUACUCGCUGGCAGCGGACAUGCACAAACAAAACAUGGAGAUUCAGCGGCAACUGCAACAACAACAGCAGCAGUACUACCAACCACAAACGCAGCCACAGACAAAUGAAAGCUAUCAGCAGUACUCAGCCAUCCCUAGCAAUGCGGCUGGCUUUAAAAAUCAACAGUUCCAGCCGCAACCUCAAACUAUGUACAACGAGGGCUCAAUUCAGAAGUCGGCAAUCUACCAACCUCCUCCGAUGCCUCAGCAGCAAUACCUGCAACAACAACAACAACAACAGGCGCAGCAGCAACUUCAGCAAAAGCCACGAGUGUUUGACGACAGUGGAAGUGAACAUAGCUACGACAUGCGAAUGGCUCCACCCUCUGCCACUCCUAGCAGUUAUGGAAACGUGCAGUCUCCGUACAUGACCGUUCCAUGUCCAAUGGAUCAAGGCUUCCAAACGGUAUCAGCUUCACCCACCAUAACCACCACCUCAACAGUUAUGAACGGUGCACCGAACCCUGCGCUUCCGCUUGGCAUCCGACAGAUAAUGCAUCAACAGCUCGGCCAGCAAAAUGGAUCCGUUUUGAGACAGCAGCAGCAAUCUCCUCUCAUGAUGUCCCAGCAGCAGCAACAACAACAACAACAACAGCUGCAAUCACAGCCGUCCAACGUUUACCAGAAGCCGCCCAUGCCGGUUAACUACCAACAACAACAACAACAACAACAGCAGCAGCAAAGCAUGAUGCCUUAUAGCACUAACUCUAAUCCUUAUACCGCUUACAGUACGCAGUCACAACUUCAGCAACCAUCCCAACAGCUUCCGUCCCCUUACCAAAGGGUACCUCUACCCCACUAUCAAGACUCCCCGUACCAUGAUCUCCCUCUUCCUCAACAGCAGCAGCAGCAGCAGCAGCAGCAACAACAACAACCACAAUCUCCCUCUCAACAACAGCUUUACCUCCAGUCCCAACAGCAAAAACCCUCCCAAAAGAAGGUGAGCUUCGAACCGGGCACCAAAGGUGGUUCCGAUUGUCCACCCUCCCCUCAGCCAAACCAACCCACUCAACCUACUCCCUCUGACUCCCAACAGCAACAACAGCAACAACAACAACAACAACAGCAACAGCAGCAGCAGCAGCAAGUCGGACUUCCCGUGACCCGGGUAGCCAUUGCCACCUACAACAGCAACGCAAUCGUAAAAGCCUCCUCCAAGGCGGUCCAAUGCAAUCUCUGCCGGAAGAAGCACUGCAUACUCCCGGCAAUGUAUUGCACCGAUUGCGAGUUCUACAUGAGUCGCUUCCAGGUCCCGGUGCGGAGGUGAUCCGACCUCCCGCACCGAACCGAUCUUCUUGAUAGGCAAUUUGAGUGCUGAUCGGGAAGUCAUGAUCGCUUGAUGAAGCCCCAGCAGCACUCAAAUUACCCAGCAAGCUUAUGUUGCACAUAGUAGUGUGGUAGUGUGGUUUUAGGAAAAAAGUGCAAAUUAGAUUGUUAGUCUGAAACAAAAAGUGCCUUUCAGCGGGGUUCCUCUCCGUGUAUGUUCCGACUGCUGUGAAUCCAACCUUAGGUUUUUUUUUGGAUAACUUUAGUAGUUUGUUUUUACAAUAUUUCGUUCGUGCCCGGUUUGAAACUGGUUGGCACCGGUAGAGAUAGUAAUAAUAAUAACUGCGCGGAUACAAGUGGCUUCUUUUGAAAAGAAGCCGACCGCAUUAGGAGUUCUGAAUUAAUAGGAAAACAAUUUAAGGGUUGCUGUUUUUUUGGGAGAGAUUUUCCGCUCCUGUUGAAUGUGAUAUUUUCUUUGCUCGAGUUUAUAUCUAAAUAUUUAAUACUGUUUUCUCUGUCGCUCAGAGUUUGAUUUUAAUCGUAUGCUAGGAUCUUAAAUUCGUCCACUAGUGAAGUAAGGUUUACGACAUAAGUGACUAACGAACAACCAUUCCCGAUACUGCCCAAUAAUGCAUUUUAUUCGUAGGAAGACAAUUUAAGUUUUAGACCUGUAAAGUGAAAUGACCUAAACUCCAACUUCGUCGACAUUCCAUUUUUACAUAUUUUACAGCUUAAGUUUUAAGACCUUUACAAUAAA
Molecule: messenger RNA, 7042 nt
Organism: Ochlerotatus camptorhynchus
Lineage: Eukaryota; Metazoa; Arthropoda; Insecta; Diptera; Culicidae
Gene: ec
Product: echinus
Exons: 7
Coding region: 386-6286 (1966 amino acids)
Biological process (GO): protein deubiquitination
Molecular function (GO): cysteine-type deubiquitinase activity
Source: RefSeq, a predicted model, not a curated record